AUGGGCACCGAAUAUGAAAAAGAUCAUAUCAAAAAGCUGCAGGAGCAGCGAAUGUCCAUGCAAAAGAAAACCUUCACCAACUGGAUGAACAAUGUCUUCUCCAGGAAUAAUGUAAAGAUUGAGAUAGAAGAUAUUUACACAGAUUUGAAGGAUGGCAUCUCUCUCAUGAAACUCCUGGAGCUGCUCUCUGGAGAAGCUUUGCCCAAACCAAGCCGAGGACAGAUGAGAGUGCAUUUUCUAGAGAACAACAGCAAAGCCAUCACAUUUCUGAAAUCCAAGCAGGUACAAGUAAAAGUGAUUGGUCCUGAGAAUAUCGUAGAUGGCGACAGAACCUUAAUCCUGGGCCUUAUCUGGAUCAUCAUACUUCGAUUUCAGAUUUCAUCUAUCAAACUUGAUAAGGAAGAGUUUGGAGGUAGAGCUGAUGUUCUAUUUGCCAAUGAAGCCUUAUUGCUAUGGUGUCAGCAUAAAACUGCCAGCUAUUCCAAUGUGAGUGUGAAGGACUUCUCCAAAAGUUGGAGUGAUGGGCUGGCCUUCAAUGCACUCAUACAUGCUCACAGGCCUGAUCUUAUCCACUAUAGCUCACUGCGGCAGGAGCAGCCCAUUAAAAACCUGAAUAAUGCCUUUGAUGUGGCUGAGAAAGAGUUUGGAAUCAGCAAACUGCUUGAUGCUGAGGAUGUGGCAGUGCCCUACCCAGACGAGAGAUCCAUCAUGACUUACGUGUCACUCUAUUACCACUACUUCUCCAGACUGAAACAAGGCCAGACAAUACAAAAAAGACUUAACAAGAUUGUGUUCCUCCUGAAGGAGAUAGAUGACUUGAAGCUUCAGUAUGAGCAGAUGGUCUCUGACCUCCUGAAAUGGAUUAGACAGAAGGUGGUGGAACUGGAUGACCGUCAUUUCCCCAACUCUCUUCAGGAAAUGUGGCUGCUCAUGGCCAACUUUAAAACCUUCCGCACUGUGGAGAAACCCCCCAAGUACCAAGAGAAGGGCAUGAUUGAAGCUCAUCUCUUCAACAUCAGGACCAAGCAGAGAGCCAACAACCAACGGCCAUACUUGCCCCCAGAGGGGAAGACGCUGCAGGAUGUGGAAAAGCACUGGAUCAUCCUGGAAAAGUCGGAGCACAACCGUGGAAAAGCGCUGCAGAAGGAGAUGCUGAGGCUGGAAAGGCUGGAACAGCUAGCCCAGAGGUUCCUGAAGAAGGCAGCCCUGCGUGAGUCCUACUUGGAAGACAUGAGGAAGGUGAUUGGGAAGCAAGACUUCUGGCCAGAGAGUGUGGACAGGAUGGAGGCUGCCAGUAAGAAGCUGGAAGCCAUUGUGGCAGAUGUGCUGCCCAGGAGGGAACGCUUCACAGCUUUGGAUGAAAUGGCCUCCGCUAUCAGCCAGGAGAACUAUCACAGCAAAGAUCAAAUCUUGCAGAAGCAAAGGAACAUUUCAAAGCAAUGGCAGGAUCUCCUGGAUCAGCUGCAGAGACGAGAACAAUCCCUGGGAACCAUGCAGGAAAUUCUGGGCCUCCUGAGGGACAUAGAUGCCAUUACAGAGGAGCUGAAAGAGCUGCAGGUGCUGGUGAAUUCCCAGGACUGUGGGAAGCAGCUCCUUGAAGUAGUAGAUUUGCUGCAGAAUCACAACUUGGUUGACUCACAGAUCUCUUCCUAUGAUGACAGAUUGACACACAUCACCCAGAGAACAGCAGAAAUCAGCAAGGACAGCACAGUUAAAUCAGAACUGCUUCAUGCAAAAGUUCAGAUGCUUCGUCAGCUGUACCAGAACCUCACAGCUCAGAGCAAGUCACGUAAAUCUCAGCUAGAAGAAGCCUUGAAGCUUUUUGAAUUCUUCCGUGAUUGCAAAGAGGAAGAAUCAUGGAUCUCUGAGAAGUGGAAGCUGGCAAGAAUGACAACAUUAGGGAAAGAUGUCAGCCAGAUCACAGCCUCCAUUCAGAAAAACAAGGCUCUUGAGGCAGAGUGCAACUCACACAGGGCCAUAUGCACGGAAGUGAUGAGGAAGGGCUGGGAGCUCAGCCAGAAGAACCCCACGCGCCAGGACGACAUUCUGAGGCAGACAGACAACCUCCAGAAGCUGUGGCAGCAGCUCCAAGAUGAGAUUGCUGAUCGCAAAGGCCGCCUGCAGGCAGCAGCCCUCAUCAAACAGUACUUCGCUGACGCCGACGAGGCGGACUCGUGGCUGCGGGAGAGGCAGCCCCUGCUCGCCAGCCAGGACCACGGCAAGGAUGAGUCGGGCGCCGAGGCGCUGCUGCACCGUCACCUGCGCCUGGAGAAGGAGAUCGCGGCCUACUCCUCCGAGAUGAGGCGCCUCAAGGAGCAGGCUGACGUCGCGGCCCGGCACGCUCCAGCCGCAAUGACAAAGAGGGAACCUCCAAGUGACUUAAACCAAAAGACAGCUAAGCUACCAUUCAGUCGAACCUGGGCAACAUCUGAAACUGCAUCCACUGGAACCUCAAGUCUGGAUGAUCAUUUUCUUCCAGAGAAUAUCCGGAAGACCCAAGAAGAAAUAGAUUCACUUUAUGAGCAUCUACAGAGCAUGGCUGAGGACAGAAAAAAGGCUCUGGAGGAGAUGAUUGGAUAUUAUCGCUUCUGUAGCUCUUGUGAAGAAUUUCAGUCAUGGAUGAGAGAUAAAGAGAACAUUUUCCGCACUCUUCAACCACAAGCUGACAAUGUGGAGGUCAUGCAACAGAAAUAUCAGAGAUUUUUAACGGAACUGGCUGCAGGCAAAGGCCAGCUGGAAGACAUUGAAAACUUAGCUGCUAAAUAUGGGAAGAUCAGUCCCAGUAAAUAUUUUGAGAUCCAGACUUGGAUGGAAAAGAUCAACAUCAGGUGGCAAUCCAUGGAAACGCUGAAGGAGGAGAAAGGCUCUGAGCUGAUUGGAGUGGCUGAUGUGAGGACAUUUCUUCAGGACUGUCAGAGCAUAGGGGUACUACUGCAAGACAAGAUGGUCCAACUCAGGGAUCUGGAACCAGGGAACUUGCCUGCUGGACUGGAGUCAGACAAGCGCAAACUGUACACAAUUGAGAGAGAGGUCCUGGUGACAGAGAGGAAAAUUGAAUACUUGAGGAGUGUUGCAAAAUCGAUCAAAGACACCAACCCUGCAGAGAGCAGGGCCAUCACUGAGCAGGUAGAAAACAUGGAGAGGCUUCUGGCAGAGCUCAAGCUGGAGAUCCAAAAGAAGCGAGACAUUCUGCAGUGGGCCCAAAACCAGCAGUCCUUCCUGCAAGACAGCCGCAGGCUCCUGCUGUGGGCAGAGGGCAUUCGGGAGAAACUGAGCAGUGAAGAAAUGGGUCUGGACGUGGGAUCUGCAGAGCAAUUGCUGAAGGAACAUCAAGACCUGCUGAUAGAAAUUGGCUCUCAGAAUGAGAGAUUUCUGCAGCUUGAAGAGCUUGGGCGCAAAGUAGUUGACCAACAACCCAGUAACAACAGGAGCCGAGAUGUCCACCAGACCAUGGAGAGGCUUGCCAAGGAGAACAAAGAGCUGGAGGAAAUGUGGGAAAAGCGAUGGAAAAAGCUGCAGGAUGGCCUGGAAUUGCAGAAGUUCAACAGGGAGGGAGACCGUAUCAAUGCAGCCCUCUCUGGCCACGAGGCCUUUCUCCGGGGGGAUGACCUUGGGGACCAUGUAGAUGCUGUUCGAAGCCUCCUGAAGCAGCAUCAGGAAUUUGAACAACUGCUGGUGGCACUGAAGAGACGAGUGGAAGCACUCAAUGAAAAUGGGGUGAACCUACUAGAGAGCAGGCACUUCGCAUCUCAUGUUAUUGAAGAGAGAAUGGUCACUCUCCGGAGAAGGUGGGAGCAACUGAUACAAAGCAAUGCCAAGCGAAAACAGAGGUUGUUGGAUUCCCUGCAACUACAGGAGUUUAAUCGUGAUGCUGCUGAGCUUUUGAUAUGGAUGGAAGAGAAGUACAAGAUUGCAUCAGAUGAAUCCUAUCGAGAUCCAACAAAUGUUCUACGCAAGCUGAAGUGGCAUGAGGCUGCUGAGAAGGAAAUGUUGGCUAAUGAGGAGCACUUUACAACACUGAUUAAGAAAGGAAAUCAAUUGAUUCAAGACAACCAUUACGCUGCAGUUUCUGUCCAGGAGAAGAUGUCAGAGCUUCAGAAGAAGUGGAGGGAAUUGUAUGGCAAGAUGAUAGAGCGAGGUGACAAACUGCGACAAGCUGGACAGCAGGAACAACUCAUGGAACUGCUGCAGGAUGCCAAAAAGAAGAUAGAAAAAAUUGAGAAAGUUCUUCAGGAAUCUGAGACAGGCCAUGAUUUGCGCUCGAGCCGUGAUCUACUCAAGCAGCACAGACAGCUGGAAAAUGAGACACGUGAGCUGGCAGAGAAAAUGAAUGCCAUUGUAUCUCAUGCAAGGAAAAUGGCCACCAAUCACUUUGACUCCCAGAGGAUUCUGGAUGAAACACAGAAAUAUCUGAAAAGGUUUGAGUCUUUGCAAGCGCCUCUUUAUGAGAGGCAUAAGUUGCUGGAAGCUGCUGUGGAUCUUUAUGAGUUCUACCAUUAUCAUGACAUGGAACUGAACUGGAUCAAUGAGCGCUUGCCUAUUGCCCAUUCCACCAACUGCGGGAAAUCCUUGGAUGCGGCUCAAAACCUGUUGCAAAAGCACAAGGAACUGCAGGCAGAAGUGAAUGCCCACAAACAGCAAGUCCAGCGGGUCCUGGAUAAAGGAAAGGCGAUGAUUGUAGACCAGCACCCAUCAGCUCAGAAAAUAAGUGAGAAAUGCCAGGAGCUUCUGACUGCCUGGCAGGGCUUGGAGACAUCCUCUGAGGAAAGGAUGAAGCAGCUGCAGCACUCAGUUGGCUUCCAGGAGUUUUUAAUGAAUACAUCAGACCUGGAGGCUUGGAUAGCAGAAAAAUAUCCACUCGUGACAAGCAAGGACUAUGGUAAAGAUGAAGAUGGAACACUGAAACUCAUCAAGAAACAUAAGGCACUGGAGCAUGAGAUUGCCAUUUACCAGGAUUUGCUGAAAGAACUGAGUGAAAGUGCCCAAACUCUUCCUCUUGUGGGCUCUAUCCAGUGCAUUGAGGUUGAUGCACCAAGGGAACAAGUUCAUUCAAGGCUCCAGGAGCUGCAGGAGCUAGCAGCAGCAAGAGGGAAGAAGCUCGAUGAAACUCUUCUCUUGCAUGAGUUUCUACAAGAAUAUGAAGAUCUGGAAGACUGGAUCACUCGGCAGAAACAAACAGCCAGCUCUAAAGACUAUGGAAAUGAUUAUGAACAUGUUUUGCAACUUUGCGCCAAAUACGAUGCAUUCCGACAUCAGUUGGAAGCAGCUGGGAGAAGAGUUGUGGCUUUCCAGCAGCUGGCAGACAACUUGCUGAGCCAAGGGUACUCUGAGUCCUGGGAAAUUCGGCAGAUGCAGAAACAACUGAGGAACUCUUGGGAGGAACUGUUGGAAAUGACCAGAUCACGAGGUGAGCAGCUGAGAGAUGCUGAGGCGAUUCACAAGUGUUACCAAGAUCUGACAGAUGCUCUGGCCCAUAUUGAGGAGAAAUCCAAAAGUAUUCCAGAUGAUGUUGCCAAGGACAUGAGAGGUGUGCAAACCCAGCUCCGGAACCAUGUGGCUUUGGAGCACGAGCUCUCUGGGAAUGAGCAGCAGCUGCAGGAGCUGAUCCACGCUGCUGACCAGGUGCUGCCCCAUUGCUCCAGGAAGCAGGUGGAAGACCUGAAGGCAAAGCAGCAGGCAGUGGUGGCCAACUGGAAGGCCCUGAAGUCCAAAGUGGAGCAGCGCAGGAGGCUCCUGGAACAAGCCCACAAGCUCUAUGAGUUUCAGGCACAUGUGUGGGACUAUUUCUUAUGGACAGCAGAAAUCAUAAGGGGAAUGAGAGCCAAGGAGUCUAUCCGGGACAUAUCUACCAGCAGCCUGAGACUCACCCAGCACCAGCAGCUGCUGGCAGAGAUCGAGGCACGGGAGGAGAAGUACAGCCACGUUGUACAGCUAGGACAGUCCCUCUUGCAAGAUGAGGAGAUGCCAUCAAAAGAGAUUCAGCAGAAGCUACAGGCUUUGUUGGAAGAGAAGAAAAAUGUAUACAAUGCAUGGAGAGAGAAGAAGGAGUGGCUGGAGAAAACACACCAAGAACAAAUGUUCUACAAGGAUUGGGAUCACCUUGACAUGCUCCUGAACUCACAGGAGGUUUAUUUGAAAAGCAGUGACCUCGGAAGGUCUGUAGAUGAAAUAGAGCAACUGAUAAGGAAACAUGAGGCUUUUGAGAAGCUUCUGGCAUCACAGGAUGAGAAGAUGAUGUCUCUUCAAGAACAGGCAAGGAGGUUGGAAAAGGCUGAUGGGCUAGAAGGGCAAAAGAUUCAGCACAAACUGGAUGUCAUUCAUGAGAGGAAGCGUCAGAUCAAGGAUCUAUCCCAGAGCAGGCGAGAGAAGCUGCAGACCGCCCUUCUUCUGGCACUUUUCUACCAAAACUUGGAAGAGGCAGAGGAUUGGAUCAGUGAGCGCAUGCAGAAGCUGGAGGAUCCCUCCAUACAAGACCCCAGCAAUCUGCAGGACAAGAUGAAGCUGCUGCAGAAACAUCAGGUCUUUGAGGCAGAGAUUCUGGCAAAUGAAGAAAUCAUCACAGCUGUUAAUAAGAAAGGAGAAGCCCUGGUAUCAAAAGGCCACCCAAAAUCAGGAGAGAUCCGUCGCCAAGUCCGCAUGCUUCAGGAGCACUGGGAGAAGUUGAAGAGAGCUGUUGCUGCUCGUGGAAAGAUGCUGGAGGACAGUCGGGACUUCCUAGAAUUUCUCCAGAAGGUGGACCAGGUGGAAGCCUGGAUCAGGGAGAAGGAGGUCAUGAUUAAUGUGGGUGAUGUGGGAAAUGACUAUGAACACUGCCUGCAGCUCAAGAAAAAGCUGAAUGAGUUCCGUGGAGCAACAUCAGGGGAGUCAACAGUGGAUGAUGCUCACAUCAGGACUAUCAAUACCCUGGCCAUGAAACUGGAGAGACAGAACAAGGAAGAAACAAAGACAAUCUAUGAGCGCCGAAAGCAGCUCAAUGAGAAGUGGAACAGUUUUCAUGGUAACCUGAAUGCAUACAGGAAGAAGUUAGAGGGAGCCCUAGAGAUUCAUGCCUUAAUCAGAGAAAUAGAUGACAUCACAGAAAGAAUUACUGAGAAGAGUGCAUUGAUACAAGCACUGGAUUAUGGAAAAGAUGUGGAAAGUGUGGAAAACCUGAUUCGAAGACAUGAAGAAAUGGAGAGAGAAAUCAGUGUUAUUAAGUCCAAAAUGGAGCCACUGGAACUGGAAUCUUUCCGUCUCUCCACAAGGAAUCCAUCCAUAAAUGACAAACUGACUAUGAAGCAACAGGAGAUGAAAAACAACUGGCUCCGACUCCAAGGACAGGCCAAACAAAGGAAGGAGAAGCUGGCGGCCUCGUACCAGCUGCAGAAAUUUAACCUGGAGAUGAAGGAGAUGCUCGACUGGGCGCAGAACACCAGGGCUUUGAUGGAAGCAGCGGGGCUGCCCAAGAGCGCCAGCGAAGCCGAAAGCAUGAUAGAGGAGCAUCAGGAGAGAAAGGAGGAGAUUGAAGCCCGAGGGGAAAGGUUCAACGCUCUCAGUGACUAUGGUAGAGAACUUGGCAAUUCUGGUCACUAUGCAACCCCUGAGAUUCGCCAAUCCCUCUUCAGACUGCAGCAAGCCUGGUCGGAGCUGAUCCAAGCAUGGAAAGAGCAAUAUAUUAAAUUGUUUCAGGCACAAGAUUUACAGAAAUUCUAUGGCUACGUGGAACAGAUUGAGAGCUGGCUCAGCAGCAAAGAGGCCUUCCUAGCUAAUGAGGACUUAGGGGACUCAGUGUCUAGUGUGGAGAGCCUGCAGUGGAAACACGCACAGUUUGAAAAAGCCCUGGAAGCUCAGAUGGAGAAAAUCAAUGAGAUGGCUUCAUUUGCUCAGCAGCUAACACAGAACAAGCACUAUGACUCAGAAAAUAUCAGCAGCAGAUGCCAGGCUGUUCUGAGGAGAAAACAGAGACUGCUGGAGAAUGCUGCUGCUCGCAGACAUUUGCUAGAGGAAUCAAGGCUUCUGCAGAAGUUCCUGAAGAAUUCUUUUGAGGUGGCUGCCUGGAUUAACGAGAAGAACAGCAUUGCCCAGGAUGAUAGCUGGAAGGAUCCAAGCAAUCUGCAGACCAAACUGCAGAGGCACCAGGCUUUCCAAGCAGAGAUCAUGGCCAAUAGAAAUCACUUGGACUCCAUCAAAUCAGAAGGGGAGAAGAUGCUCCAUGAAAGGCACUAUGCCCCAGAAGCCAUUCAGUCCAGACUACAAGAAAUGGAAGAGCUGUGGGAAGAGCUGCUAGCAAGUUGCCAGGAUAAAUGGACCAAACUGCAGGAUGCUUACAAGGGUCUUCAUUUUCAGCGAAAUGUAGAGGACACGGAGAAAUGGUUGGAAGGUGUGGAAAAUGACCUGAAAGCACCAUACAAUGACAAUGAUCUGGUGGUUUUGAACAGUCAUCUGAAGAAACAAGAGGAACUGGAGGAAGACAUUGCUGCCCAUAGGGACCGGCUGCAAGAGCUUGUGGUCACAGCUCAGCAGUUCCAGAAGGAGAAACAUUUCCUUGCUGAUGAACUAGAAGAGAAAGUGGAUGAACUGGUGCAGAGGUACAAAAGGCUACGUGACCCUCUGCAGGAGAGGCGGGGAAGUCUGGAGGCAAGCAGACUGCAGUACCAGUUCUUCCGAGAUGUUGAUGAGGAGCUGGCUUGGGUUCGUGAGAAGCUCCCCAUGGCUUCCUCCAAGGAUUAUGGCCAAUCCCUGGUAACCAUUCAGAGUCUACAGGAGAAGCACCAGAACCUGGAGAAUGAGAUAAACAGUCGAGAUGCUUUGACCAAAGCAGUGAUCAGUACAGGACAGAAACUGGUAAGGGGAGGCCACUCAGCCUCUCGCAAGAUUUUAGAGCAUCUGAAGGAGCUUGAGACUUCUGUAGAGACCUUGAAGGCAGAAGCUCAAGAGAGGAGACAGAGGCUUAUGCAGUCCUAUGAGGCCCAUCUGUUCCUAAAUGAGCUGCUGGAGGUGGAGGCAUGGCUGGCAGAGAGGAGUUUCAUUCUGGAGACCUCUGAUUACGGGAAGAAUGAAGAAUCCACACAAGUUUUACUUCGUAAACUUGAAGCUACCAAACUGGACAUGGAUAGCUUCGGGUUGAGGAUCGAGAAAAUACAGGAGACAGGAGCCAGCUUAAUAAACAAAGACAGUCCAGAGAGUUCGGUAAUACUUUCAAAGCUCCAGGGGAUCCUAGCAGACUAUCAGUCUCUCCUACAGAAGUCUGACACCCAGAGAAAACGCCUGCAAGAACAACUCCAGCUCUAUCAGUUUGAAAGAGAAUUCCAGCUGGUAGAUGCAUGGCUUUCCAGUAAACUGUCUGUAGCAGAGUCUGAUGACUAUGGGCAGGACUUAGAUGAUGUUGAGGUGCUGGAGAAGAAGUUUAAAGAUUUUGUAAAUGAGAUGAAACCACUGGGACAUUCCAAAGUUGUCUCCUUAAAUGAGUUAGCAUCUAAACUGGAUAAGGAAGGCCACAGCAAGAUGGAUGUUAUCCAGAAGAGAACUAAGCAAAUCAAUGAAAUGUGGGAGAAACUAUGCAAUGCCAUUGAUAUAAGGACAGAGAAUCUAAGAGCAGCCCGUCAAGUUCACCAGUAUGACCAUGAUGUGGAUGAAGUAAAGGGCUGGAUGCAGGAGAAAGAGGCAGUGGUAGAUAUAGAAGAUUAUGGGUAUGAUCUUCCAGGUGUACAGACACUUCUCAGCCAUCUUGAGGGAGUAGAGAGAGAUCUGGGAGUCAUCAUGAAAGAGCUGGAACGGAUUCGAGGAGACGCUUGGCACCUCAGCCGCACGUACCCUCAAGUUAAGGAGAACAUCAUGGAGAGGCUCACAGAUGUGGAUGAGUGCUGGGAAAACUUGGACAAAAAGUUUCUGGAGAGGAAGGCAAGACUGAGCCAGGCAGAACAAGUCCAGCUCUACUUCAAUGACUGCAGGGAGCUGAUGGCCUGGGCCAACGAGAUGCAUGCUCUGGUGAUAUCUGAGGAACUGGCAAACGAUGUCCUGGGAGCGGAGCUGCUCAUCAAGCGCCACGAGGAGUACAAGCGCGAGAUAGAGAAGCAGUGGCUGAAAUAUGAAGAAAUGCAGCAGGCAGGAGGUGACCUGAUGAAGAAGGGGCAUUUCAUGUCUGUAGAGAUUGAAGAAAAACUGUUAGAGCUGUCUGAGCUGAUGAAGAAGGUAAAGGAGAGCUGGGACAUGAGGAAAGUGUUAUAUGAAGAAAACUGGGAGAUCCAAUUGCUCCGCAGAGAGCUUGAACAAGCAGAAGCGUGGCUGGCUGCCAAGGAGAGCUUUCUCUCAGACCCAUCCUAUGGGGAUUCAGUGUCUGAAGUAGAGGAAUUAUUGAAGAAACAUCAUGAUUUUGAGAAGAUGCUUGCAGCGCAGGAAGAGAAAUUUGCUCAGCUCAGCAGGAAAACCAAGAGAGAGAUGAAUCUCCUGAAACAAGUGGACACAGAAGAAAGUGAGCAGAAGGAUAAAGGCAAAAUCGUCCGGGUUCCAUCUCUGAGAAGAAAACCAUCUGACAAAAGGAAUGCGCCACCAAAAGUGACAGAGACCAAGAGCACAACGCCACUGCCACCUGUGCCCGCACACAGCGUGUCCUGGAGGGUCCCACUUGAAACUAUUUUCUCUCCCAUUGAAAAAUCUCCAACAAGGUUCCAAGAAUUCACUUCCUCGGAAGUCCCUGAAGCGCAGAGCAGCAACAAAACCGAAAUGAAAGCUGAGACAAGGCUUGGUGAGAUUAUCACUCCAGCCACACCAAAGGCACUGGGCCCACAAGCUGCAUCUUUAGAAAGUCGCAGUUCUUUAGGCUCUCCUUUAUCUCCUCCUCCUAUAAGCCAACAACUCAGCAGCAAUGUGUCAGAAUCACAAGCCACCGACCACAGAUCUCCUCAGGAAAAAGAUACUGUAGGCUCCUCUUUCUCCAGCCUGCAGACCACACCAACAGCAGCACCACCCGAGCCUGGACAAAGGUCACCAGAUAACUCACCAAACUUACUGCUGUCUAGCUCCUCUUGGGAGAGAUUAAAGAAUACAUCUUCAGUUCCUGCAAGUCUCCAGAACAUGGAGGGUUUCCUAGAGAAGCGCGACCAGCUCCUUCCACGAAGACAACAGCCACACUCAAGGUCUUGGAAAUCCUUCUAUGUAAAACUUGAUGGAUUAAAGCUUGAUUUCUAUGAUGAUGACAAAGAAGCAACUAAGAACAUAUCCACAGUCCUGUCCCUCAGCAUUUCUGGUGCCAAAUGUGAGAGGCUGGUGAAUUACAGCAGGAAGGAGAACGCCUUCAUGCUGCGGCUGAGAGAUGGGGCAGAGUAUUUCCUUGCAGCACCUUCUCAGACACUGAUGGAGGACUGGCUGCAAUCACUACAGAAUAAUAUAGGACAUGGUAACAGAUCCCAUUCUACAGCGAUGGCGCAAACUUUCCUUUCAAACACAGAGACCUCCCAGAAAAGAGCAUGGGGUUUUCCAGACAGGGACUCUGCUGAAAGACUAAGCAGCAAAGGCUCGCUGCUGAGGAGAACACCUUCCUUCAAAAUCAAACCAGAGAGAGAGUCUGCAGAAAUUUCCAGAGAUUUUAAGAAAGAUGGACCCACAGUGACACAAGCCCCAGUCACCACCCUAAGCCUAGAACAAAGUGGAAAUAAAACAAAACUGCUUCCCUCUCUACUAAAAGCAGGAAGAGAAAAAUGACAUUUGCCUCAAUGAAUUGCAGACAAUUAUAACUUAACUCAUCCCUCUGGAAAUGUAUUAAUAUGUUUUAAAUUAAUAAUUUCCC
Messenger RNA from Melospiza georgiana, 11764 nucleotides. It is a transcript of the gene SPTBN5, whose product is annotated as spectrin beta, non-erythrocytic 5. Gene Ontology annotation, cellular component: cell junction; cell projection; cortical actin cytoskeleton. Bases 1 to 11679 code for a protein of 3892 amino acids. Gene Ontology annotation, biological process: actin cytoskeleton organization. The record is from RefSeq and is a predicted model, not a curated record. The transcript has 67 exons. Gene Ontology annotation, molecular function: actin filament binding; phospholipid binding. NCBI's taxonomy places the organism in Eukaryota, Metazoa, Chordata, Aves, Passeriformes, Passerellidae.